Cotesia glomerata is the source of this 1690-nucleotide messenger RNA. It is a transcript of the gene egr, whose product is annotated as protein eiger. NCBI's taxonomy places the organism in Eukaryota, Metazoa, Arthropoda, Insecta, Hymenoptera, Braconidae. Bases 247 to 1635 code for a protein of 462 amino acids. Gene Ontology annotation, molecular function: receptor ligand activity; tumor necrosis factor receptor binding. Gene Ontology annotation, biological process: immune response. The transcript is spliced from 4 exons. The record is from RefSeq and is a predicted model, not a curated record. Gene Ontology annotation, cellular component: membrane.
GUUAUCAUAGUCAUCAUUCUCAUCUCAGACAGUCAACAGUCGUUAAAUAUUGAGACUAAUAUAACAAAUUCAAUCAGCUCCAGUUGACCGAAAGAAUUUUAAACGCACUCUUUAUUAAUAUAUUAAAUAUGUAAAAUGUUAUUUCAAGUGCUAAAAUUUAAAUAAAUACUGUUAAAUUCAGUGAAGAUGAUAAAUUUUUCUAAUUGUAAAUAAAGUUUGUGAAAAUUUUUAAAUUACCCAAUUAAGAUGACAUCAACAUGUAAAAAUAUGGAGUUAAAUGAAAAGCCGAUUAAGUCUUGUGACAGCAAUGAAAAUAGAAAAAAAUCUAUCACUCGGGAAGAAAGAAAAUCUUUUUUGAAUUCACGAGAAAAUUUGAGUGUUUCGGAUAUUGAACAAGGGUUUAAUAAACAUUUAUCGUGUGUGCGUAUGAACAAAUGUACUCUUCUUAAUGUGCUUACGAUUUUUUUUAUUGUUCUUUGUAUUUGUUUUGAAACUUUUAAUUUACCGAGAGUGAUUGAUAAUAAACGGGAAAUUGAAAAUCUUAGGCGGGACCUUGAUUUAUUGAGACGGCAAUUUUAUGAAGAAAAUUUUUUGGACAAAAUUAUGGCCUUUGAAGAACAGUUGUACGAUGAUGAAGACAUGGACGAUUCAGAACAGGAAUCGGAGGAUUACGCGGAUUAUGAUUCUAAAGUUCCAGCAUCAUCGAAUGCGACCGAUAAUGAUGAAAAAUUUGAACGCGCGCUUGAUGCGCUCAACAAAUUGGAAGAAAUUAAAAGCAAAGAUUGGAAGAAAAUGUAUGAUGAUGAUUUAAGUAAUAAUAAAACAGAUGAAGAUGAUGAAUCGAAAUCUCAUCAGCGACGAAGACGAUUCAUUAGCGACGAAUCACCUGUUGCGUAUACUAAGGAUAAUGUACCAAUUUUCCAAUCACCUUUUCCACGGAUUGUCAAAAAUAAAACAGAUUACAAGCAUCGGAAAAAUUUGACUGAUCAAAUUUUGUCUAGGGAUUAUUUAGUUGUAAAGAAUUAUUACAAACGUAAACAUCAAGGGAAUCGGCGUCAAUAUCGUAAAGCGCCUGAAGAAUUAACCAAACUAGGGAAGAAAAUUACGAAAAGAAAUCUUCGAAUGUCACGUCAAAUAUUGGCCGCGCAUUACGGCGCAGACAGUAGUCUGUUUCGAUCAGAAGACGAGCACGCUGGUAAUGGAAAAGCCAAACAUGCUGAAGGAGUUUUCAAAGCCUGGAGAUCCAGCGAUUGGAUGGAUGAUUUCGGUAUGGAUCGUUACUUUGUCCUUACUGAUGAUGGAAAGUUGACCAUUCAUGAAUCUGGAUUGUACCUAGUCUACGCACAAAUUCAUUACCUUGAUGAGCAUGAUGAAAACGGAUUCCACUUUCUCGUUAAUGGUCGCCCGAUUUUGCAGUGCAUGGUUUACAGUCCAGGUCUUGAACACAAAAGUCGAUCAUGUUUCUCAGCGCAAGUAACUUUUUUGGAAGCCGGUGAUCAUGUCGUCCUUAAAGAUGUCGGAGGGUCGCGGUAUACAUUGUUUCAAAAAGAUAAGAGCUUCUUUGGCCUUAUUAAACUUGGAGACAUAAAACAACAACCGAUAUUACCAACCACCUCAGAAACUCCUAUUAUAUAGAUUCUUAUAAAUUUUUUUUAUGUAAAUAUUAUUAUUAAUUAAAGUAUAUAUAUUA